Messenger RNA from Polyodon spathula (Mississippi paddlefish), 3366 nucleotides. RefSeq names its product V-set and immunoglobulin domain-containing protein 2-like. The record is from RefSeq and is a predicted model, not a curated record. The coding region runs from base 1737 to 2747 and encodes 336 amino acids. NCBI's taxonomy places the organism in Eukaryota, Metazoa, Chordata, Actinopteri, Acipenseriformes, Polyodontidae. The transcript is spliced from 7 exons.
UGUGUGUGUGUGUGUCCUUCUAAGACUGAAAUUCAAAAUCUACACACAUUUAACAGUAUGAUAUUGACUUAAGUCAGUUGAGUGUGUCUUUUUAACGCUAUACCAAUUGUUAUGCUAAAUGUAUAAGGAUGUGUAUUAUUUAUUAGUAUUUUGUGUAUUUGUUGAAAUACAUCUUGUAUCUUUCCAAUGUCAGAUAUGAGCUGGCAAUUUGCAGACUGCUUCCUAGUCAUUUACAGCAAGAAGCAGAGAAAUCUAAAUUCAAAGAAUAGUGUGAAUCAUGAUCAUAAAUCCAAAAGUUCAAGACAUAGAAAAUGAUGUGGCGUAACAGCUUUGUCUCUUCAGAGUUUUUCAUAUUGAGAAACACUGGACCAGACUCGCUACGUGUUUGUUCCGGUGAAAUGUUUGCAGCAGUAAUUUUUUUUAAAAAAAGUCAAAAAACGUUUUAACUAGCAAGAGAAAAAAAUGAAAGGGGUUUGUGCAGCAGGUGCUUUUAAAUGAAUCUAGCUUCCUUUGAAAAUUGGUAUUCCAAUGCAGGGGGUUUGAGUGAUGUCAUAAAGGUCAUUCAUCCAUUAUCCAUUGAGAUGGGCUCUGCUGUGGUUACAGGUCUCAUAGAUUCUGCCUGGUUGGCUAAGCCUUCUAACAGUAUAGUGAGACUGUUCAUUUAGAGUCCUUUUAAGAUUUUUGUAAUACUUUUCCUUUUAGGAAACAAAUGUUUUAUACCCGUAAGACAAAAGAUGAGAAUAAAAGACACACAGGUUCAAAUUCACUAGUGUCUGCUUUUAAAAAGCCAUACUGGGAUUAUUAUUAUUAUUAUUAUUAUUAUUUGUUUUUUUGUUUUUACCCACUUAGUUUUUUAUUUUUCUUUUAGCACAACUUUUACCAAAAAGCAUAAGGAUGUUCCAUUUUUCAAUCCCGUUUGUUUUCGUGUAUGGUUUGGAUCUCUUUGUGAAAGGAAAGUAAACCUGCCUGUAUUACAAAACCAGUGUAACAUUGCACAGCUUAGACCAGACCCAUGGCUUGUAAUAAACUCUAAAGUAGCAGUUCACACACAUUAAAACAAGAUCGCGUGAACAGCAUAUGCUGCUCUCAUGUGCAGUGUUUAUAUGAUGUGUGCGUGUGAGAUAACUAUUAUAAAUAUAUAUAUAUAUACGGCACUGAAAUGCUUCAGCUAUACUUUGUAAAAAAUAUUUUUAAUAAAACCAAACUGUUUCAGACUUUGCUAACACAGUGACUGUCUUAUUCGAUAAGGUACACAGAAAAGGAUCAUUGUUAACUUACCCACUACAGCUACCUAGUGGCCACAUUUUGUAAUUGUGUCUCGCCAAGAGUUUCAAGCCUGUGAGCUCCAGUACCAACCUACGCAGAGAUUAAUACAGUAGAACUACUAGUAGUGUUGUCCAAGCAAGUGAACAAUGAGUUGAGAAGAGGUUCUGGGAGGCAGUGUUAACGCGUGGUUAGAACUGGACUAGUGGUUAGAGCUGCUGGACUGGGAAGCAAAGUGCUCCAGUGGGUUGAGCUGACAGACUCAGGUGAUCCUCAGCUUAUCUUGACCUGCAACAGUCAGAUUUUUGUUCUCUCAAUCCCUCCCCUUCAGCCGAUACCCAGGCACCUGUUCCUUUUGCUUCAGUUGAAACAGCCCUCCAGGUACGCCUGUUUGCUUAGCGAAGGCGAGGGAAGAAAGACAUGUUAUCUUGAUCAGUCAGGAAAAACACAGCAGAGAGCAGAGACCUGGCAGAAUGGCGCCCACUCUUAAUGGCCUGCUGGCCGUCUGGAUAGUCUCUCUAAAUAUCGAUGUUGCCUUCUCUAUGGACGUCACUGUGCCAACAGAUCCAGUUUAUGGAAACGUAGGUUCGUCUGUGGAUCUGCCAUGUAAAUACAGCACCAGCACCAUCGAAAAAGGAUUUAAUGUGGAGUGGCGCUUUGCAGCCCCCGGAACUCUUCCGAUCAACGCACAGAGGAUGCUUUACUUUGACGGGCAGCUGUACCAGAUCAACUCGCUGAGGGGCAGGAUGCAGCUGCUCCAGGACCCUCCCACUGGAGGAAUCGCCUCGGCCAGGAUCACUGAUCUGCAGCCCUCGGACUCGGGAGAGUAUAUCUGUGACAUCAUCAACCCAGGAGACUGGAGUGGAACAGGGCAGGGGGUCAUCAGCCUGACCGUGCUCAUGGCCCCCUCCACCCCAGAAUGCCUAGUGACAGGGAACACCCUAGUCGGUAAUGACGUGACUCUCAGCUGCCAUUCCUCACAGGGAGUCCCCCAGCCCAUCUACACCUGGACCAGAGAGAAGACUGCAGCGCAGAUACCUGUGCCAGAGGCCAACAUGGUGCAAGACCAGCUGUCCGGAACGCUGCUGCUGCGGAAUCUAUCCUACGCCUUCAACGGAGUAUACCAGUGCCGGGCCACCAACGAGAUAGGAGCUGCCAGCUGCACAGUCAGCAUCAGAGUGUCUACUAGCAAUGCAGGGGUGGUGGCGGGGGCGGUGAUGGGGGCCCUUCUGUUUCUCCUCCUCCUGGCUGGGGUGGCAGGAUACUUCUUCUGGUACAGGAAGAAUCACCCCAAAACACCCACAGUUGGAAGCGAAAUACGGGUGGAUGCCAUGGCCCCUUCCUUUAAGAACCCCAGUCAUGACUAUGAAGAGAACCAGUCCCACCUCCUGAGCCGCUCCCUCGACAGACAUGAGACUGCCAGCCACACCAGCCACGCCAGCCAUGCCAGCCACACCAGCUCACAGUUCAAUGUUGUGGUGUGACCUCCAGCAUCAUCAGAUGCAGCCCCGUCACAAUCUGCAUCCGGCAGCUUCCUAUUUCACAUGCCUGUCAGAAAAUGCAUUCAUUGCCAUUGAAUAGCAGGCUGUGUCUCUGUUGCGUGACUAAGCUGCAGACAGUCAAUUCUUGUACGUUUGUUUGAAAUCACAAAUGUGUUUUUUAUUAGUUGUUUCCUGCUGUCAGUUAGUCCUGAACCACUGAAUUGGUGAUAUUUUCUGCUCAAUCUCAUUCAACACGAUUCACUGCGAUGCACUGUGACGUUUUCACUGGGUGUGGGCUGGUACUCAUCCAAUCAAGAUCUGUGACUUCCACACUUAGGGUUUUAAACACCCCGGGUUCCACUGGCCUCAGUCCUGGACCUCCGCUUACAGGAGCUGCUUGUGUUUGGUUAAUUCAUGAGUGUAUGCAUCAGGUUACGCGAGCCAAACCUUUUUGAAUGUGAAUAUUCUCUAUCUAAGCAUAUUUUUACAAAUGGGUGCAAAUAUUCCAAUUGAAUCAAUACACCAUGCAGUAUUCAACUGUAUUAGCUCUCUAUCCAAGGAGAAUCAGGACUCAACUGAAUACUCAUCAAUCAAUAUAUAUACUUAACACAGAAUAAAAGCA